GAUUCGAUGAAUAUUUGGGAUUUUCUCUCUGCCCCUCCCCUGCAUGCACUCUCUCUCUCUCUCAAAAUAACUAAAUAAACCUAAAAAAAAAAAAAUCAGGGAAUUUAGGGAAAAAAAACUAUACAAGAUACUUCACAUCUUUUUUCACUAAUGUAGAACAAAACGAAGGAGAAAAAAAGCCAGCUCUGUGCCCCUGUUGGAAGCUCCCACUGGAACUAGAACCCCACGGUUAUAGCUCCAAAAGAGUUGUGUCCAUUCAUUCAAUAAUUUGAGAGCCUAGUAUGUGCUGUAACUGACCAGGAAUCAGACACACCCUCUGCCCUCAAAGGCCUUGCAGUGGGGUUAGAGAUCAGAACUCUAAUCUACUUUUUCACAGAUGAGAAAACUGAGGUCCAGAGAAGUUAUGCCUUGCUCAAGGUCACACAGCAAAAUAUCAUCAGAGGUGAGACCAGAGCGUUUUCCCACAACUCAGUUCAGAACUCUUUUCCAAUUGACCACCCCACCCUUUUGAGGGUCACAUCUCAGCUACUAUUUGAGAUACUACCUAGUUUUCAUGACCCUCCCUUCUGUGCACCCACUGUCACCCUCGCUCCCAAACCUGGAGCUUAGGAUUUAGAAAAGAAAACGGUGAGCCCUGAAGAGAAAGUCACACACUGGGUAUUUUGAACCAUCCUCUGCAAGAAAAGGAAAGGUUACGCUGGUCUCCCAGCAUUAACUCUUCCUGUGCCGGAGAGGUUGAGGCCGUUUAAAAACAAAAACCUGAGUGGUCUCACUCAGGACCGAAAGGGUAGAUCCCCGCCCCCUGGUAAAGCAGCGAAGACAGAUGGGGAGCCACCUGUCAGAGGACUGUGGGCGGGGGCCGGGACCGAGAGGGCCGCGGGACCAGAGGGUGAGCGCCGCUGAGCGCACGCUCAGAGCAGACAGUUCGCAGGAGGCAAGAGAUGAUGGUCUAAAACCCUGGGAGCUGAAGGCCAGAGCGGGAGGAAAGGUAGUCACGGAAGGGAGGCAGAGCUACAGGAGGUGGGGGAUCCUGGAGGUGACAGCAAGGAGAGUACGCAACCGCGAGGGGCAGCUCCAGCGAGGACGCCGGGCGGUCGGGCGAGAGAAGGCAGGGCAGCGCCGCGGCGCUGCGGGCGGGCUCCGCCAGGGCGGGGGGUGCCAUGUCUCGAGAGCGGCCCCCCCACACCGACAUCCCGCGCAACCUGAGCUUCAUAGCCGCGCUGACGGAGCGUGCCUACUACCGCAGCCAGCGGCCCAGCCUCGAGGAGGAGCCGGAGGUGGAGCCAGGCGAGGGCGGGACGCGCCUCGGGGCCCGGUCCCGAGCUCACGCUCCGAGUCGGGGUCGCCGGGCCCUCUCUGCGCCAGCCGGAGGCGGCGGAGUUCGGGUGCCUCGCAGCCGCAGCCCCGACACCCGCAAGAGAGUGCGUUUCGCCGACGCGCUUGGGCUGGAGCUGGCCGCGGUGCGCCGCUUCCGCCCCGGAGAGUUGCCGCGGGUGCCCCGCCACGUGCAAGUUCAGCUGCAGAGAGACGCCCUCCGCCACUUCGCGCCGUGCCAGCCUCGCGCCCGCGGCCUCCAGGAGGCGCGCGCCGCCCUAGAGCCGGCCAGCGAGCCCGGCUUCGCCGCCCGCUUGCAGGCGCAGCGCAUCUGCCUGGAACGCGCCGAGGCGGGCCCGCUGGGCGUGGCCGGGAGCGCGCGUGUGCUGGACCUUGCCUACGAGAAGCGCGUGAGUGUGCGCUGGAGCGCCGACGGCUGGCGGAGCCAACGCGAGGCCCCCGCCUCCUACGCCGGUCCGGCCCCGCCCCCGCCGCGCGCGGAUCGCUUCGCCUUCCGCCUUCCGGCGCCACCCAUUGGGGGCGCCCUGCUUUUCGCCUUGCGCUACCGCGUGACCGGCCACGAGUUCUGGGACAACAACGGCGGCCGUGACUAUGCUCUACGGGGGCCCGAGCACCCCGGGAGUGGCGGAGCCCCGGAGCCCCAGGGCUGGAUCCACUUUAUCUGAGACUCCUGCGGCCGACGGCGCGAAAAGCAAAGGCACCCAGGGGCCGGGGGAGCCCGAAGAUUUGGCUGGGAAGAACGAAAGAAACCGAAAUUGGCUGGGAGCUGUCCAAGAGAGUCAAAAGGGGUGGAGAACCCACUUCCUUUUCUCCAAGACCAUGGUUGAUCCACCUUCCUCCCUCAGGCUCCUUCUUGACAGUCUUCUAGAAAGGAGAAGAGGGAAAAGAAGCAGUUCCUGAUGCACAUGAACAACUGCUCCCAGGUAACCAGCUCCCUGCACCCUUUUCUAUCUGUUAACUAAUUUCUCAAAAAUUUCUGAAUCCCCCUCCUCCUUAUUACUAAGAGAGUGCAUGCACAAAAGCCCAUACAUGCAUUUAGAACACAGUAUGGGGGCUAGUUACCCUGCCCCUCCUGUCCAAAGCCUUAGUCCUUUGAAGGAAGAUGGCCGAAAGAGAGGAACUCCAAGUCACUUCUCAAAGAAAUGCUGGCUUAAACAUCAUCCUUAUCUAAUGAAGAAAACAAAGAAUUUCAUGCAUCUUGUGGAACACCUUCAGGUCAAAGUACCAGCAGAGUGAAGAAAGAAACUGCUAGAAGCCACAAAGCAAUGCGCUUUUUAGUCAUCAAUGAAGAGCCCAAGGGAGGUUGAUGGAGAGGGAGACUGGGUUGAGGCUCAGUGUAUAAUAAUCUCUUGCCUAAUGUGUAUGCAUUAUUAUUAUGUUGUAUUAACAAUCAUAAUAGCUCACAUUUACUUAUCUGCUAAAAUCUGGUGUCUUGCAUGCAAUACAACCCUCAAAUCAACCCUAUCAGUUGAGUAAUAUCCCUAUUUUAGAGCUUAGGAAACAGCUCACAAAAGCUCAGUAAUUUGUUCAAGAUCACAUAGCUAGUAAAUGGCAUAGCUGGGGUUGUGAACUCAAGAUAUCUCCAGAGGUUCUGUGCAUAACCAUUUGAUUAUAGUUCUUCCUUUAAAAACAAAACUGACAACUUUGCCAUAUAUAGUCUCUUAUUAGGAAAAGACCACAGUUUCUAACUGCUCUGCCUUCCUAUCCUCCCAGUCUCCUGAACUGGCAUAGAGAAGGCAAAGCACUGAGGGGUCCCAAGUUCCAUCCAGGAGCUUGCUGCUGUCUCCUGUACCAGUGUCCCAGCUCUGCAGAAUCAGCAAGGGACCAUCCUGCCUGCCUGCUAGAGAACUUGGGAGCCCACCUGAACUCCAGCUUUUCCAUACAUUGGGAUUCUCUCCUGGCCCUAACCAACUCUCUACACGUGUUGGUGUGUCAUGCCCCUUUCCACUCCCCCGAAUAGUUUUGAACUGACCAAUCCCUAAAGUUUCCACUAGAAAGUAUCCCUGACUAGGACAAUUGCUGAAUGGUCUGUGCUUGGACCCUCUCUGCAAGCCCUGGUAUUACCGAGUAGAUAAAUGUAAACUGGUUGGAGAUGGAAUGAAGAAUAAUCCAUUUUUCCCUGAGCUUUCUCAGUAAGCAGUACCAUGGCUCACCCACCCCCCAUUCUCAGCUUUAUGGAGCCAACACAUGAAUCUUCUAGUUUUCCCAUAUAGAGCUGCCCCAGGGCCUGGGAGUAAACUGACAUUCUAAUCUGAUAUGGGAAACACUAGGAGUUUGGUGGAAUCUUUAGGAAGGUAUGUGUUAGGCAUUGGGAUAGGGACUUUCCCCUAAAGGCUGAUGACUAUAUGAACAGGAGCAAUUUGGUGUAUAACAUGUCAGCCAUAGAUGAGGAAGUAUUAUAUAAGAAAAAACAUUACGCUGGUCAGGGGCUUGGGUCCUUGAAGCAACACAGCUGGACCACUUUGCCUGUUUCUCCUAUCCAGAUCUUAGAUAUCUUCCUACACUUAGCUGUCUGAUAGCCUUCCUUAUUCUUUUGUUUCUCUUUAUGAAUGUAGCGCAUCAUUUAUUGUCACAAUAAGCCAUAACUUCUGAACUCUCCAAUCUAACUCCCACAUUUUCUUGCUUCUAACACCUGUGUUUCUCUGGAGCUUCUCUGGAUCCUUGCAAUCCAAAGGUCAUAGAAUCAGAGACCAGGAAAAACUUGUCUUUAGAGAUUAUUGGGUCCAUGCUCCACUACAGAUGAGGACACAGGUCCAGAGAUGAGAAGUGACUUCAGCAGGGUCAGAGAAUUUGUUAGUGCAGCUCAAGAUGGGUCUUACCCUCAACCCUUCUGCACACAUGCCAUUCCUGGGCUAUAAAACAGGCCUCUACAUAGUCAGAUCUGCGAUUUUUCAUGGCAGGGGAUAAUAUCAGAAAUGUUUCAUUUUCUCCUGCUAGUUUCCAUUCCCUUCCCCAUCCAGGCAUGAAAAGAAACAAAAGGCACUUGUAGUUUUCUUUGUUUUCCCAGCCUUGGCACUUCUUUGGGUGAUAUUGCUGAGGAACAGUGAAGUUGCUAAAAACAUGGUAUAAUCCAACCAUUGACUAACCUGGAGAGGAAAUUAAAGUUUGCUUUGUGAAUUCCCCCAAACCACUGUUCUCAUCAGGCCCUCCCAGAGCAUCCUCAUACCGUUCACAGUGUAGCCAUGUUCACUGGGCCCCAAACCCACUAGUUCUGUGCCUCACUUCAGCUUCCACAUGCAACUACUCUUCCUUCUGGAUAAAAGACCUCAUAUGUGAAAUAAAGUCAAAAUAUGAAAGUA
Prionailurus viverrinus (fishing cat) is the source of this 4634-nucleotide messenger RNA. RefSeq names its product protein phosphatase 1 regulatory subunit 3E (gene PPP1R3E). Gene Ontology annotation, cellular component: protein phosphatase type 1 complex. Lineage: Eukaryota; Metazoa; Chordata; Mammalia; Carnivora; Felidae. The coding region runs from base 1161 to 2000 and encodes 279 amino acids. Gene Ontology annotation, biological process: regulation of glycogen biosynthetic process. The record is from RefSeq and is a predicted model, not a curated record. The transcript is spliced from 3 exons. Gene Ontology annotation, molecular function: glycogen binding; protein phosphatase 1 binding.